Acanthamoeba castellanii str. Neff is the source of this 1191-nucleotide messenger RNA. RefSeq names its product homeobox domain containing protein. Bases 1 to 1191 code for a protein of 396 amino acids. Gene Ontology annotation, biological process: regulation of DNA-templated transcription. The record is from RefSeq and is a predicted model, not a curated record. The transcript is spliced from 2 exons. Lineage: Eukaryota; Discosea; Longamoebia; Acanthamoebidae. Gene Ontology annotation, molecular function: DNA binding; DNA-binding transcription factor activity, RNA polymerase II-specific.
AUGGAGAUUUGUCGCUUCCCCGUCGUGCAGAAGCCGCUCGAGCGUGUCCCUCUGCCGCCUCGCGUGAGGAGCAACUCGAUGUCGCGCACGCUUCCCUCGUCGCCCAGCCUGGAGGAGCUCCUGGCAACCGACGACGGUCUCAUCGAGAUGAACGACGCCUUUGGCAAGAAGGCCGAGAGCUCCAGGCCUACCUCGCCGUCCACCAACUCUUCGGCACCUAUGGCGACCAAGGUAACCAAGGUGGUCCACAGGAACAUCAAGAUGAAGGUGGAUCCUUCUACGUCGACCACCACCGCGAUCCUUCCGUCGCCGUCUUCGCCUGGCGGCGUUGGCUCCUUCAUCCCUUUGCCUCUGCCUUCGAUCGUGCCGCUCCACCACCAGGCCAACCAUCCUUUCAUCGUGUGUCCUCCUCUCUCUUCCUCUACUCUCUCCUCGUCCGCCCCUUCUCCUUCCUCCCCCUCGUCGACGUCGAUGCCCACGACUCGCCAGGCGCCCUUCUUCGUACCCGUCUCUGCUGGAGGAAGCCCUGCCCUCAUGGAUCCCCACAUCCUCCACGGCCACCAACUCUCGAGAUCGGCGAGCGCCUCGCCUGUGCCUGGGUCAACUGGCGACCAAGCCAAGAAGAGCGCCGACUCGAAGAAGAGGCCUCGCUCUGCAUCGACGCCUUCGGGAUCGAACAGCGAGGGCUCAUCCUCGGCCGCGCGUUCUAAGAGGAAGAGGAAGACGCCCGAGCAGCUCGCCCUCCUCGAGAAGGAAUUCGAGACCAAUCCGAUGCCCAACAAGGACGUGCGAGAGCAUUUGAGCCAGAAUCUCGGUCUCACCAGCCGCCAGGUCCAGAUUUGGUUCCAGAACAAGAGGGCCAAGGUCAAGAACAACCGCGUGAGCGUUCCUGGCGGUUCCCAGUCGCCCGAGGAGGCCUCUUCGCCCGAGGGCUCGCCCUCGAUGAACUCGCCUCUGAUGAUGGAUUCGCCAUCUUCGUCUUCGUCUUCGACGUCCUCGUCUUUCUCCCUCUCAUCUUCGGUCUCCUCUUCCCUUUCUUCGUCCUACCCGGCGCCGUCGUCUCCUUCGGCCUUCCAGCAGUUCAGCUCCAUCGACAGCUUCUUCGAGCCUUCCUACUUCGACCUCCUUCUCGACGCCCCCAGCUACGGCGGCAACUCUGCCGACUUCCUCCUUCAACAGCAGACCGUCUGA